Molecule: messenger RNA, 228 nt
Organism: Acanthoscelides obtectus
Lineage: Eukaryota; Metazoa; Arthropoda; Insecta; Coleoptera; Chrysomelidae
Source: the annotation of a GenBank genome assembly
AUGAGAAUCACCCAGCACAAAACAAGGAAAGAUUCUGGUGGCAUAAGUGAAGACAUAACUGGAAUCACUGUCUCAUCUAGCCCUCCAAAAUCUACCACAAUCUCAGGUGCUAUUCCAAAGGGUAAUGCAGAUUUUCCAGCAGAGGCUGUGCAAAGCUUCCACAAGGAAAAACCUCCAGUAGUUCACAGUGCAAAGCCUAUUAUCCAUAUUCAGCAACCUAGGAAGUAG